Macadamia integrifolia is the source of this 1673-nucleotide messenger RNA. RefSeq names its product GABA transporter 1-like. The transcript is spliced from 7 exons. The coding region runs from base 107 to 1522 and encodes 471 amino acids. The record is from RefSeq and is a predicted model, not a curated record. NCBI's taxonomy places the organism in Eukaryota, Viridiplantae, Streptophyta, Magnoliopsida, Proteales, Proteaceae. Gene Ontology annotation, cellular component: plasma membrane.
CUCUCUAACAUCUCUCCCUUUCCAUCCAUCUUUCUCCUCCUCUCACAUCACUUCUGCACCUAAUCUUUCAUCCUUUUAUUUCAGAGAGAGAGAGAGAGAGAGAGAGAUGGGUACCCUGCAUCUGAAUUCAAUAGCAGCAGCCCAAGGAGCAGAGGAAGAAGAAGAAGUGGUUCUUUCUUCAUCACUAACAACUGAUCAGCAGGGACAAAAGAAGGCAGCGUUGGAUGCCGGAGCUCUGUUCGUUCUCAAGUCUAAAGGAUCAUGGAUGCACUGUGGAUACCAUUUGACGACGUCGAUAGUGGCUCCGGCACUGCUGAGCCUACCAUAUGCUUUCGCAGCGUUGGGAUGGAUAGGAGGAGUGGUGUGUCUGUGUGUGGGAGCGGCGGUGACUUUUUACUCAUACAACCUAAUCUCAUUGGUUCUUGAACAUCAUGCCCACUUGGGUCGUCGACAACUACGUUUCAAAGAUAUGGCCGAUGACAUCUUAGGGCCAGGAUGGGGUAGAUAUUUUGUGGGGCCUAUUCAAUUUGUGGUCUGCUAUGGUGGAGUUAUUGGUUUUGCUCUUCUUGGGGGUCAGUGCAUGAAGACAAUUUACUUGUUAUCAACACCAGAGGGAACCAUGAAGCUUUACGAAUUCAUAACCAUAUUUGGAUGUUUUAUGUUGAUCUUAGCUCAAAUCCCAUCUUUCCACUCUCUAAGGCACAUCAAUCUUGUUUCCUUGCUUCUUUGUCUUGCUUACAGUGCUUGCACCACAGCAGGUGCCAUCUACGUAGGAAGUACAUCCAAAGGUCCUCUCAAAGACUAUUCCAUUCAUGGUGAUAGAACAAGCCAGGUCUUCGGUGUCUUCAGUGCAAUAGCCAUUAUCGCCACCACAUAUGGGAAUGGGAUCAUUCCAGAGAUCCAGGCAACGUUAGCUCCUCCGGUGAAAGGGAAAAUGUUCAAGGGACUACUAAUUUGCUACGCUGUAGUGAUGGUUACUUUCUUUAGUGUCUCCAUAGCCGGCUAUUGGGCUUUCGGAAACCAAGCUAGUGGAAUAAUCCUCAACAACUUCAUCCACAGUAAUGGCAACACUUUGGUGCCAAAAUGGUUUCUUAUGAUGACCAAUAUCUUCACUCUUCUCCAACUGGGAGCUGUUGGUGUGGUCUACUUGCAACCCACAAAUGAAAUACUUGAACGUAUAUUUGGAGAUCCGAAAAGCCCCGAGUUCUCUAUUCGCAAUGUUGUGCCAAGGUUAAUUACUCGAUCCUUAAUAGUUGCGACAGGAACCAUACUUGCAGCAAUGCUUCCAUUCUUUGGAGAUAUGGGUGCUUUGAUUGGAGCUUUUGGGUUCAUGCCUCUCGACUUCGUUUUGCCUAUGGUUUUCUUCAACUUAACAUUUAAGCCAUCGAAACAAAGACUGGUUUUCUGGCUAAACACUGCUAUUGCUAUGGUAUUUUCUGCUUUAGGAGUAUUGGGGGCAAUUGCAGCAGUCCGACAAAUAGCUCUUGAUGCCAAAAAUUAUAAAUUGUUUGCUGAUGUAUGAUCGAUCCCUCCUAAUCUAUGCCUUUCCAAAUAGUAGAUCCCAAAGGAUCUUUUGUUAUAGGACAAUUUUUUGUUGUUGUUGUUGUCCCUUGAAGAUCGUAGUGAGUUUGUUGUACCCUUUCUUAUUUGUUGUUCAAAGGCAUAAUGCCAGU